Molecule: messenger RNA, 357 nt
Organism: Trichoderma atroviride IMI 206040
Lineage: Eukaryota; Fungi; Ascomycota; Sordariomycetes; Hypocreales; Hypocreaceae
Source: RefSeq, a predicted model, not a curated record
AUGUCGACUGAAGCUUCUACUGGGCUAGAAAGCACUGUAUUGCUACUCCAAGGCUUGAAGAUGGAGAAACUUCAAGGUCAGGAUGAUUGGGAAGCUUGGUAUCAAGCCCUGGCCAUAUAUGCAGAAAUGUUCGAAUUGCGGAAUGUGAUCGAAAAUGGUCAACAUUACAGAGAAAGAUGUUUCCAAAGCCUCAAGAAGAGAUUCGCAAGACAGACAGUGCAACGUCGAACCCGGGUCAAGGCGAAAUAUCCCAAUGCCUCUGACGAGAUGCUCAUCGCGGCGACUCUAGCUUACCAUAAGUCAGAGAAGGAGAAGGACAACAUUCAAAUGAAAGAUACAGAGAUAAAGGACCUAUAA